GGGCUGUAAAAAAUUAAAAGCGCCCCGAGCGGUAGCCCAGGUUGGGCUGCUUCCACCCUCACUUCCUCGUCUCGCCUCUCGUUCAUGCUCUCUCUUCCUUCGACGACGACCCCAUCGCACGACAAGUCGUCCAUCUCAUUUCCGGUCUCUGCGAUUCAGCCGCUGCAUCGCUCUCUGCUGACUUCGUCGCUAGGGUUUCCGACCGCCUCUCUUCUGGUGCCUUGGCAUGGAGUCGCCGUCAUCUUCAUACGGUGUUUCCACCAUUCUCUCUUUGUUUGUCUGUGAAUUCUGGAACUGCUGUUGGGACUUAGAAUAGAGUUGGACGCAUCCCCGAAGUUGAUGAUGCUUACGUGGCAGUUUCAAGGCAUAUGUAAAACUGAUGGGUGUCAACAUUAAGUUAGAUUUGAAGAGAAAGUAUCUCUCUUUUCAGCCACGACGAAGACAAUGAUAAAUGGUCCUUCUUUCAAAAUUCUCAACCAUUGUUGGGUGGAACUCUGCUAUAAGAGAAUCUGUGAACCAAAGCCGUCCCCACAAAGCCCUCCUUCUCUUUUUCCAAAUGAAACAAAAUGGUUUGGAACCUAACAACUUCACCUUUCCCUUCUUGGCUAAAGCAUGUGCCAAGCUUUCCAACCUCAAAUUCUCCCAAAUUAUUCACACCAAUGUUUUAAAAUCACCAUUUCGGUCAGAUAUCUUUGUGCAAACAGCAAUGCUCGAUAUGUAUGUCAAGUGUGAUCGGUUGGCUGAUGCCUACAUUCUGUUUGAGAGAAUUCCCAUGAGAGACGUGGCUUGCUGGAAUGUGAUGCUUAUGGGUUUUGCGCAAUUGGGAUUUCUUGAUAAAGUGUUACGCUUGUUCCAUGGGAUGAGGUUUGCACGAAUUCUGCCUGAUACCAUCACGGUUAUGGGGUUGACUCAGGCAAGUUUGGAGACAAAGAAUUUGGCACUGGUGAAAGCCAUUCAUGCAUUUGGAAUUCAGAUUGGGAUAGAUGGAGAUGUUUCAAUGGCUAACACUUGGAUCUCUGCCUAUUCCAAAUGCGAUGACUUAAGUUCGGCCAUGGCUGUCUUUAAUGGGAUUGAAAUUGGCGCGAGGACUGUUGUCUCAUGGAAUUCAAUGAUUGCAGGAUAUGCAAACUUAGAGAAAUUUCUUGAUGCUCUAAAUUUUUACAAAUGGAUGCUCUGUGAUGGUUAUAGGCCUGAUAUAAGCACAAUUGUGAGCCUCCUUUCUUCAUGCAUUCAACCUGAUAAAUUGCUACAGGGUGUGCUGAUUCAUUGUCAUGGAAUUCAAAUGGGCUGUGAUUCUGACAUUUUUGUUGUCAAUGCCCUUAUAUCAAUGUAUUCCAGGUGUGGUGAUAUACUUUCUUCUAGAUUUUUAUUUGAUGGCAUGUCAAAUAGAACUUGUGUUUCAUGGACUGCUAUGAUCAGUGGGUAUGCUGAUAAAGGAGAUUUGAAUGAGGCGCUAAGAUUGUUUCAUGCUAUGGAAGCAGCUGGUGAGAAACCUGAUUUGGUUACUGUGCUUUCUCUGGUGUCAGGUUGCAGCCAAACAGGAGCACUUGAGCUGGGAAAAUGGAUUCAUAACUAUGCCUUUUCUAACGGUUUAAGAGACAGCAUUGUAGUCUGCAAUGCAUUAAUUGACAUGUAUGCAAAAUGUGGAAAUGUUAACAGUGCUCGAGAGCUCUUCUAUGCCUUGCCAGUGAGAACUGUUGUUUCCUGGACAACUAUGAUCGCAGGCUUUGCUUUGAAUGGCAACUACGAAGAAGCUCUGGACCUUUUCUGCCUGAUGGUGGAUUUGGACUUGAAACCAAACCACUUAACUUUUCUUGCCAUUCUUCAAGCUUGCACUCAUGCAGGUCUUCUUGAGAAAGGAAUGGAGUUCUUUGACAUGAUGAAAAAAGUUUACAAGAUAAAUCCUGGGGUAGACCACUUUUCUUGUAUGGCGGAUCUCCUUGGGCGUAAGGGAAGGUUGGAAGAAGCAACGGAGCUUGUGAAAAGUAUGCCGAUGAAACCCGAUGCUCGCAUAUGGGGUGCAUUACUUAGUGCUUGCAAGAUUCACCAUAAUGUAGAGAUCGGAGAAUAUGCAUGUCGCCGUCUAUUUGAGUUGGAGCCCCAGGGUGCAGUUCCAUUUGUGGAGAUGGCGAACAUAUAUGCAUCAGAGAGAAGGUGGGAUGAAGUUGCUGCAUUAAGGAGAGCUAUGAAAUUUAAGAAAGUAAAAAAAAUUCCAGGACAAAGCCUUCUUCAUGUUAAUGGGAAACCUCAUGUAUUUACAGUCGAAGAUAGGGGUCAUCCUGAAGGCUUGCUUAUAUAUGCAAUGUUAGAUAGUUUGGCAUUGCAGUUGAAAGAAGAACAAUACUCGCCACAUUCAGACAAUUUUGUGAAAUGAUUAAUUUAAAUAAUUUAUAUUUGCUCAACAUAAUAACCAUGAUCAUGAAUGAUACUCUGGAUAUUUCGUUUGACCA
Messenger RNA from Prunus dulcis (almond), 2450 nucleotides. Its product is annotated as pentatricopeptide repeat-containing protein At4g19191, mitochondrial-like. Gene Ontology annotation, molecular function: RNA binding; protein binding. Bases 452 to 2374 code for a protein of 640 amino acids. The record is from RefSeq and is a predicted model, not a curated record. Gene Ontology annotation, biological process: RNA modification. Lineage: Eukaryota; Viridiplantae; Streptophyta; Magnoliopsida; Rosales; Rosaceae. The transcript has a single exon.